AUGUUCGACUCAGACUCGGACUCCGAUGUAGAGAAGGACGUCCAGCUUACAAUUAAUGAGCAUUACGCGAAAGCUUUCGAAUACAAGAAGGAAAGAGAGGAACUCCAAAAAUUGAAGGAAAAAUAUGGAUCAGAUUUCGAAGAGGAAGGGGACGAGGAGACUGACUCCGAGAGCGAAGAAUCUGAAGAUGAAGAGGGGGAGGAGCUGACCCCAGCCGUGGACGCGGCAAUCCUCCGAACUCUAGCACGGAUUAAGAGAAAGGACCCGGAAAUAUACAAUUCUGGGAAGGACGUCUUCGAAGAGGAAAAGCAGAAAAUAUCUUCUACCACCAUCAAGAAGAGUGCGCGCAAAGACAAAUCUAAACCCGUGACACUGCGACAAGUUGCGCUUGAGGAAGCACUCAACCCCGAUUCGCGGUCGCCGUCCCCGGAACCGCUCACGCAUGUGCAGGAGCAGGAAGUCCUCCGCAAGGAAACAAUCGCCGCGUUCAAAGGCGUCGCGUCCGGGGAUGAAAGCGACGAUCUGCUCGUCCCUCGCAGCAAAACGAAGGAUGAGCUCGAGCAGGAAGAGGAGGAAUACCGUACUUUCCUGGAGCGGGAGGUCGGGCCAGAUCUUGCUGGUUUGGUGACUGUAGAGGCAGGCGUGAUGGCACAAGAGGAAGAGGACGAUGGUCGGCCGGAGGAGACGCGGGGGAAGAGCAAGAAAAAGAAGUCCAAGAAAUCGAAAGGUGCCGCCGCUCAAGACAAGCCAAAGGAAGAAGCCGACCAAGAAUUCUUGAUGAAUUACAUCCUGAACCGCGGAUGGAUCGACCGCGAAUCCAAGCGCGUCCCGACGUACGGGGAAAUCACUCAAUCCCAAUCAUCGCGGAGCAAGGGUAAAGGCAAGGCGGCGGAGCUCCACGACUCUGCCGGCUCGGCGUCGGAGAAUGGCGAUGAUGAAAAUAACGACCUUGAUGAAGAGGAAUUCGAGGAUAUCGUCGAUCGAUUCGAGAGUUCUUACAACUUCCGAUUCGAGGAACCAGGCGCUGCGACCAUCCAGACCUUCCCCCGUACACUCGAGUCCACAGUUCGGCGUGAGGAUACGACUCGGAAGGAUGCGCGUGCGCGCAAGAAGGAACGGAAGGAAGAAGAACUCCAAAAAAAGCGCGAGGAGAUCAAACGCCUCAAAUCGCUCAAGAUGAAGGAAAUAAGGAAAAAGCUCGAGCGGAUUGGCAAGGAGGGCGGGAAGGACGUCGAUACCACCGAGGCUUUGCAGGAGCUGGACCUCGAAGGUGAAUGGGACCCGGAUGCGCAUGACAGGCAGAUGGCUGGUAUCUACGGCGAGGGAGACGACGAAUGGGAUGCAGAGAAGCCGCAUUGGGACGACGACAUCGAUAUCGGCGACAUUCCUCUGGACGACCAACCCGAAGCUUCUACGAGUCAGCAAAAGAAGAAAAAGAAGAAAGGGAAGAAGAAAGACGCUGAUGUUGAUGAUGAUGCGAUUGACGAAGGCGUGCCGAUGGAUCUGAUGGACGCCGACGUCAAGCAGGAGGAAGAGGAAUGGGACGGGACAGAGGAGAUGCGUAAGAAGAAGCUGGAUGAGUAUAUGGACGAGAUCUACGGGCUCGAGUUCAACGACUUGGUCGGCGACCUGCCCACGCGUUUCAAAUACACACCUAUCCAACCCGAAGCUUUCGCACUAACCCCCGCCGAAAUCCUGAUGGCCACGGAUGCCGAGCUCAACGAGUUCAUGAGCAUCAAAAAGUACGCGCCCUACCGGACGGGUCCAAAACGGUGGGAUAACACGCGGAACGAAAAGUUGAAAGAGCUGCGCCGCAAGAUUGCUGAGCGGACGGGCAUGAAGUUCGGGGAGGACGGCGCGAGGGAGAGGCGCACAGGUGGAACGGGAGUGGGAGAGCGGGCGGUGAAGAAGAGGAAGGGGAAGAAGGAGCGUAUGAAGAUGAAAGGGUUGGGGGAAGGACAGGAGGAUGGCAAGGAUGGCGAAGCAAUCAAAGUAACGCCAGUGAAGGAGGAAGGGAAGCGUAAACGGGCAGACGAUGUAGCGGAGGUGGUGGAAGAAACCAAGGGAAACGAUAUCGACGCACCCGUAAACAAACGAAGGCGAAAACACAAGAAGAAAGAAACAGCAGUAGCGUAG
Molecule: messenger RNA, 2136 nt
Organism: Pleurotus ostreatus (oyster mushroom)
Lineage: Eukaryota; Fungi; Basidiomycota; Agaricomycetes; Agaricales; Pleurotaceae
Exons: 8
Coding region: 1-2136 (711 amino acids)
Biological process (GO): endonucleolytic cleavage in ITS1 to separate SSU-rRNA from 5.8S rRNA and LSU-rRNA from tricistronic rRNA transcript (SSU-rRNA, 5.8S rRNA, LSU-rRNA)
Cellular component (GO): 90S preribosome; nucleolus
Source: RefSeq, a predicted model, not a curated record